Messenger RNA from Lutra lutra (Eurasian river otter), 1801 nucleotides. It is a transcript of the gene FMO2, whose product is annotated as flavin containing dimethylaniline monoxygenase 2. Bases 144 to 1763 code for a protein of 539 amino acids. The record is from RefSeq and is a predicted model, not a curated record. The transcript is spliced from 9 exons. Gene Ontology annotation, molecular function: flavin adenine dinucleotide binding; N,N-dimethylaniline monooxygenase activity; NADP binding. NCBI's taxonomy places the organism in Eukaryota, Metazoa, Chordata, Mammalia, Carnivora, Mustelidae.
AACGCUGAAGGAGCAGGAAGCUCCUCCCAUUUUUCAAGGCCUCCCCCAACAUUUAAAGCACUCUGACUGCCUCUGAGCCCACACCCAACAGAGAAAACUAUCCUGUAGAAGGGACAGCACCAAAAGGCAAAAGAAAGAAGACCAUGGCGAAGAAGGUGGCUGUGAUUGGAGCUGGGGUCAGUGGCCUGGUCUCUCUGAAGUGCUGUGUGGACGAGGGACUGGUGCCCACUUGCUUUGAGCGGACUGAAGAUAUUGGAGGGCUGUGGAGGUUCAAAGAAAAUGUUGAAGACGGCCGAGCAAGUAUCUAUCAAUCUGUCAUCAGUAACACGAGCAAAGAAAUGUCCUGUUUCAGUGACUUUCCGAUGCCUGAAGACUUUCCAAACUUCCUGCACCAUUCUAAGCUCCUGGAAUACUUCAGGAUUUUUGCCAGAAAGUUUGAUCUUCUAAAAUAUAUUCAGUUCCAGACAACUGUCCUCAGUGUGAAAAAACACCCAGAUUUCUCAUCCUCGGGCCAAUGGGAGGUUGUCACCGAGUGCAACAGCAAGAAGCAAAGCGCUGUCUUUGACGCAGUUAUGGUUUGCAGCGGCCACCACAUCCUCCCUCACAUGCCGCUGGAAUCGUUUCCAGGUAUUGAGAGGUUCAAAGGCCAGUAUUUCCAUAGCCACCAAUACAAGCACCCAGGGGGACUUGAAGGGAAACGGAUCCUGGUGAUUGGACUAGGAAACUCAGCCUCAGACAUUGCCGUUGAGCUGAGUAAGAAGGCUGCUCAGGUAUUUGUCAGCACCAGACACGGUUCCUGGGUCAUGGGUCGGAUCUCUGAAGAUGGCUACCCCUGGGACAUGGUGUUCCACACCCGGUUUAGGUCCAUGCUCCGAAAUAUCCUGCCACAAAUGAUUCGAAAAUGGAUGAUGGAACAGCAGAUGAAUCAGUGGUUCAACCAUGAAAAUUAUGGCCUUGAGCCUCAAAACAAAUAUCUUAUGAAAGAACCUGUACUAAAUGAUGAUCUUCCAAGUCGUAUACUCUACGGAGCCAUCAAGGUGAAAGCGACAGUGAAAGAGCUCACGGAAACUUCUGCCAUCUUUGAAGAUGGAACAGUGGAGGAGAAGAUUGACGUCAUUAUCUUUGCAACAGGAUAUACUUUCUCUUUUCCAUUCCUUGAAGAUUCACUUGUGAAAGUAGAGGAUAAGAUGGUCUCACUGUAUAAAUACAUGUUCCCUCCUCACCUGGAGAAGUCAACUCUGGCAUGCAUUGGUCUCAUCCAACCCCUAGGUUCCAUUUUCCCAACUGUUGAACUUCAAGCUCGAUGGGCAACCAGGGUUUUCAAAGGUUUGUGUACCUUGCCCUCAGAGAGGACUAUGAUGGCCGACAUUAUCCAGAGGAAUGAAAAAAGAAUCAAUCUGUUUGGAAAGAGCCAGAGCCAGACGCUGCAGACCAAUUACAUCGACUACUUGGACGAGCUCGCCUUAGAGAUAGGUGCGAAGCCAGACAUCCUGUCUCUCCUGCUGAAAGACCCCAAACUGGCUGUGAAGCUCUAUUUUGGACCCUGCAACUCCUACCAGUACCGCCUCACUGGGCCCAGGCCGUGGCAGGGAGCCAAGAGUGCCAUCCUCACCCAGAAACAACGGAUACUGAAGCCUUUGAAGACCCGGGCAGUAAAAGCUUCUCCGGAUUUCCCGGUUUCCUUCCUGUUGAAAACCCUGGGGCUUCUUGCUAUUGUCGUGGCCUUUGUUUUCAGCUUCAGUGGUUCUAAUCUGUCAGCAUAAAGCUUGUGACUUUACUAUCAGCCAGUUCCUAUUAAAAA